Molecule: messenger RNA, 2083 nt
Organism: Coregonus clupeaformis (lake whitefish)
Lineage: Eukaryota; Metazoa; Chordata; Actinopteri; Salmoniformes; Salmonidae
Product: caltractin-like
Exons: 5
Coding region: 293-814 (173 amino acids)
Biological process (GO): mitotic cell cycle; centriole replication; nucleotide-excision repair
Cellular component (GO): centriole; centrosome
Molecular function (GO): calcium ion binding
Source: RefSeq, a predicted model, not a curated record
CAUUCACAGGCACUGAUCAAAAUGAUUAUAGCACUGACUGAAUACUGCGCUCAUUGACUGGAAAUCUUAUUUUAUUACUCAAACAUUAUAUUAACCCUAUUUUAACAUUGUAAUAUGCUCGGCUGAUAAUAACUGCAUGUCUAUAAUAAACGGUCCGUUUUUCUGUCUAUGAUCUCAUCUCUGCCUGGAUGAUAGGAGGAGAGAGAGGGGCGACGUCAACACAUUAGACAGAACACUCUUCAGUAAAUCUACGGUUCUCUUGUUGCUGUCUUCGCAAAAGUGAUAAUCUGAAAUGGCGACCAUUGUAAAGAGGCCGUCCCUGGGUCCGGUCCCUCCCCCCAGGAAGAAGUCCAGCCCAAAGUCGGAGGUCACUGAGGAGCUGAAACAGGAGAUCAGAGAGGCCUUUGAACUUUUUGACACCGACGCCUCCGGACACAUUGACGUCAAGGAGCUAAAGGUUGCUAUGAGGGCGCUGGGGUUUGAGCCUAAGAAAGAGGAGAUUAAGAGGAUGAUAACAGAGGUGGAUAAGGACGGAACAGGAAAGAUCUCCUUCUCUGAUUUCCUCACCGUCAUGACUCAGAAGAUGACUGAGAAGGAUUCUAAGGAGGAGAUCCUGAAAGCAUUCCGUCUGUUUGAUGAUGAUGAAACUGGGAAGAUCUCCUUCAGGAACCUGAAGAGGGUCGCCAAGGAACUAGGAGAGAACCUGACUGACGAGGAACUGCAGGAGAUGAUCGAGGAGGCAGACAGGGAUGGAGACGGGGAGGUGAACCAGGGAGAGUUCCUCCGCAUCAUGAAGAAGACCAGCCUGUACUAGUCUGAGACUGGACCAGGGAGUUGUGGGGUAGAGGGUGGAGGGGUUAGAAGACCAGCCGGUACUGAGACUGGACCAGGGUGUUGUGGGGUAGAGGGUGGAGGGGUUAGAAGACCAGCCGGUACUGAGACUGGACCAGGGUGUUGUGGGGUAGAGGGUGGAGGGGUUAGAAGACCAGCCGGUACUGAGACUGGACCAGGGUGUUGUGGGGUAGAGGGUGGAGGGGUUAGAAGACCAGCCGGCACUGAGACUGGCUGGACCAGGGAGUUGUGGGGUAGAGGGUGGAGGGGUUAGAAGACCAGCCGGUACUGAGACUGGACCAGGGAGUUGUGGGGUAGAGGGUGGAGGGGUUAGAAGACCAGCCGGCACUGAGACUGGCUGGACCAGGGAGUUGUGGGGUAGAGGGUGGAGGGGUUAGAAGACCAGCCGGUACUGAGACUGGACCAGGGAGUUGUGGGGUAGAGGGUGGAGGGGUUAGAAGACCAGCCGGCACUGAGACUGGCUGGACCAGGGAGUUGUGGGGUAGAGGGUGGUGUUGAGGACAUACUGUGGGUUGGUUUUACAUGUUAUGUACUAGUCAAGUCAUUACUCAGUUAUCCUGUCCUAGUUUAAUUAGACAACUUCCUUUCCUCGUCUCCUUCCUUACCUCCUUACUGUCAUGACCACUCAUCAGUGAGAAAAUACUAUUUAUCUGUCUCUUAGUUAGAAUGCUGGUAGAGUCCCACAACAGUGCUUUCAUCUAUCAAUAACCUGUUUCACCUUUCAUAUCUGUUAUCGUGAAGGUAAAUGGGACAAGGACAGGAAGCUGUUUAAGACGACUAGGAUCCGAUACUGCACACAGAAAGAAGCCAAACAAUCAUUUCCAUUCCAGAACCUCUACUCUUCUCUCCUUCAUAUAGAUAGCUUGAUGUGACAUUAAGGAAUUGCCUAAAAGAAUCGCCUUGCUCAAACUGAUCCCCUUAAACAAAUCUGUCUUUGUGCCUGAGUCUCUACCAGAGGGGAUGAAUCAUCAGUUUCAGGGAAGACCCCACCUUCUCUACCCCUGGUCAGCCCCUCCCCUCCAACACCCACCUUAACACACCUUACAUCUAUUUGAACUCUAAUCUAAAGUGAAAGUUGACUGUAUGUUUCUUACUGUUAUUGUUGUAUUUUUGUCUCUUUGAAUUAUCUACUGUAUGAUCUCCUGUAUUGAAUGUUUUGUACAUAUAAACUGCAUGUGCAGAUCUAUAUCGAUAUUUAAGAUAUGGAUUAAUUAAAUACUUUAAAGCAGUU